CGGGGGCUGCUCUGCUCCCCCCCGGGCUCACGCGUGGACGGGUACCGCGGUUCGAGGGGGCCACGCCGCCCCCUCACCUGAGGGUCCGGCAGUAGGAGCCCCCAGGCGAGGCAUGGAGAGCGGGCAGGAGAACCCGGCCCUCACGGACACGGCUGCCGAAUUCCUGAGCCUCAUCGGGCUGAAGGAGCUGGAGCACUGCCUGUUCGCCGAGACGCUGGCGGUGGUGGGUGUGGGGGACCCGCCAAGGGACAAGGCAGAGGGCCAGUGGUGGAUGGCAGCCCAGUGGGCACCCUACAAGCGGGAAGGUGAACCAGUGCGGAACUGCAUCCUGGUGCAAGCCAGGUUCCGAGGCUCGCGGGAUGGUGUACCUGCCUCCAGCACCCUCAAAGCCUAUGUGACCCCACAGCUGGAGACCCUGGAGCAGGAGGAGCAGGAGUGCUUGGAGCUCAAACCACACCCCACAGAGAAGAGCACCCACAUGGUGAGCCACCAGCAUGGGAUGACUGUCACAAAGACCCUCCAGGAGGGAGAGGCAGAGCCACAGUGCCAGAGCUUCUCCUACAGCCAGGCCGAGCUGCGGGGGCUGCUGCUGGAGGGUGCCAGCCUCCUGCUGCUGCGGGUGCUGGCACGCCGGCACACAGUGCCCCCCGGCCUCGUCUUCCCAGCCAUCGACACCGAGGGCCACCUCUGCACCUCCAGCUACUCUGCCCUGGGCAUCCAGCGUCAGGCAGUGGGCUCUGCAGAGACGGAGGUGUUUGUGAUGGAGCGAGCCAUGCACACCAGCACAGGCGUCUCCACUGUCUGGCAGAGCAGCUUCCUCCCCAACGGGCGUUUGGUUCGGAUGAUGCAGGUUGGCUCCCCAACGCUGAUGCUUCUGCAGGAUGAGUCCGUCCUCAGCAAGUCAGGUGGGUUUGAGCUCCAGCUCCCCUUCCCCAAAGAGCCCCUGAACUGGGAGGAGGACAUGCAGCUCUGCUCCUGGUUCCUGGACAGGAAGGAGGAGCUGCAACUAUCCCAUGCUGUCUACCUCCAGCAGCACCCUGAGGUCCGGGCACUGCUGUCUGACUUCCUUCAGGCCUUGCUGCUCCGGCAGCCCCAUGACCCCCUCUCCUUUGCCGCAGAAUUCUUCACCCACCAGCGGCCCAUCGAUAUCCCCUUUGCCUCCACUGGGUCUGGCAGCCCUCUCCCCAGCUCCCCACCUGACCACCCUCCAGCUAACGGGGAAUAAAGCUGCCAAU
Myiozetetes cayanensis is the source of this 1235-nucleotide messenger RNA. RefSeq names its product ciliogenesis associated TTC17 interacting protein (gene CATIP). The record is from RefSeq and is a predicted model, not a curated record. The transcript is spliced from 9 exons. The coding region runs from base 113 to 1225 and encodes 370 amino acids. Gene Ontology annotation, biological process: actin filament polymerization; cilium organization. Lineage: Eukaryota; Metazoa; Chordata; Aves; Passeriformes; Tyrannidae.